UGCACCAGAAUUUUUCCCAUCACCUGGAGACCAAACAAUUGGAGUCUCUCACUCAGACUACUGUAAAGGUUCUUUGACACACACACAUGCGUAACUUUGACGUCGACGCAGCAGAAGCACCCGGGGCUGGGAGGUGGCGAUCGGAGAGACGCUGCCGGAGCGCACACACAUUGACCGAGCGCGGCGCGCGCACUGACACAGUCGAGGUGCCCACUCUCUCCUCCUCCUCCUCCUCCUCCAUUUGGAUCAACAUCCUCAACUCUUCCUCGCAGUGACUCCCUGCCUCAACACGGGGGGGGGGAAACUCUUCUCGCCUUCAGUCGGACACACACUUUUGCGCCGCGACCCCGGACGCAGUGGCCCGCGACGCAGCGAGCGCGCAAAAGCAUGGAGCCGUACACGGUAGCCGGAGCUCAGCUCUCCCUCUCCGACCUUUACUCCGUGAUCCCCUUCAAUGUCACCUUCCCGGACGAGGAGGGCGGCUUGGUGGGCGGCGGGCUGCACAACUACACCGAGGGGAAGGGUCCGGCGAGGAGCGCCGGGGGCAUCAUCAUCGCCAUAUCCAUCACGGCGCUCUACUCCGUCAUCUGCGUGGUGGGACUCCUGGGCAACGUGCUCGUCAUGUACGGGGUGGUCAGGUACACCAAGAUGAAGACGGCCACAAACAUCUACAUCUUCAACCUGGCUCUUGCCGACGCCUUGGCCACCAGCACGUUGCCUUUUCAGAGUGCCAAAUACCUCAUGAACACGUGGCCAUUCGGGGAAUUCCUGUGCAAGCUCAUCAUCGCCAUUGAUUACUACAACAUGUUCACGAGCAUCUUCACCCUCACCAUGAUGAGCGUGGACCGCUACAUCGCCGUGUGCCACCCGGUCAGGGCUCUGGAGUUCCGCACGCCAAUCAAGGCGAAGAUGAUCAACGUGCUCAUCUGGGUGCUGUCCUCAGCAAUCGGGGUGCCCAUCAUGGUCAUGGCUGUGACCAAAACGGCAGAUAGUGGAAAAACCAUUUGCAUGCUGAAGUUCCCUGACCCUGACUGGUACUGGGACACAGUCACUAAGAUCUGCGUCUUCAUCUUCGCCUUCGUGGUUCCCGUGAUGGUCAUCACCAUAUGCUACGGCCUGAUGAUCCUUCGUCUGCGGAGCGUUCGCCUGCUCUCCGGCUCCAAAGAGAAAGACCGCAACAUGCGCCGCAUAACCCGCAUGGUGCUGGUGGUGGUGGCUGCCUUCAUCAUCUGCUGGACCCCCAUCCACAUCUUCAUCAUCGUGAAGACCAUGGUGGAGAUUGACACCAGGAACCCCCUGGUGAUAGCCAGCUGGCACCUGUGCAUCGCCUUGGGCUACACCAACAGUAGCCUCAACCCUGUGCUUUAUGCGUUCUUGGAUGAAAAUUUCAAGCGAUGCUUCAGAGAUUUCUGCCUCCCCUGUCGCGCCCGCGUGGAGCAGAACAUUCUGACCAGAGGCCGCAACAACACCAGGGAGCCUGUGUCCGUCUGUGCUCCAACGGAAGUGGGGAAGAAGCCGGCAUGACUAGGCAUGGACUGGGUCCCCCAUGGCUCUCGCUCGAGGAGGAUCCAACAAGAUCUGCAAUCAGAGGAAACUCAGAUCUCCACAACAGAGUUUUAAGACAUCUUCUUUGGUAAAGCUAGUUUUCAUAAUACAGGCGAGCCACUUACAGUAUUCUCUCCAGGUUGGUUGACAUACUGGAGAGUCAAAGAACAGCAUUAGUUAUUGGAAAAUAAGUUUCACUCUGAUCUUACUUUUCAUUGGAAGUGGAAUCUUUCUUCACACAGGAAAUGUGAUGCGCUAGGCGAGGUGGUAGGUGAUAGCCCAAAGAGUAAAUUGAUGAAACCAGGUUACAAAACAGAAAAUCCCCAGCUCCUGAUUUGUCUGCCCAGAAGACCAAGAUUCAAGAACACAGGACAUUUUUUGAUGAUGGAAAAAAGGGACACAGAAACACCUGCAGGUUUCUGUCUUGUCAAGCAAAGAAUGCAUCAUUCAGAUGCAACCCAUCAAAGAGAAUUGUACUGAAACAGACAAGUCUCUGUCAGGGUGAAUAAUUUGCAACAGUACGAAACAAUGGCCUCGCCAUGUCAAACUGUCAAGAGACACUUCAUUGUUAAGGUGAUAAAGGAGUAUUUUGAAGGAGAAAAUUAGACAAUAGAUAGAAACAUUUUUUUUUAAAUCAACACGGAACAAAUGAGCCUUACGGAGCAGAACUGGUACCCACUGACAGCCAGGUGAUGGCUUACAGCAUACGGUAGUUUGUUGCACUACAAGGUCAUCCGUUCUCUUAAUGGAGAAGUUGGUAUCUCUUGUUUGGUAUAGUGUGUGAUUUAUUAAUUUAUUUAUUAUUAGUAGUCGUAUUUCAGGGGGAAAAAGGAGCUUGUCUUAUAGUUGUUUUCUCUUUAGCCCAGAGAUGAGGAACCUUUUUCUAAUCAAGGACCAUUUCAAUUUCCAUAAAAUCCAUCAGUGGCCAUACUAAAUUAUAACAAUUAUAACACAACGGCUGCAGAGGCUUCUCUCUGUUUAGGCGUCUGAUGUCAGAUGAAGAUGAUGAUGAUGCUACUCACUGCUGGUUUCAGCCAAACAACUUACUCAAAACAAACAGACACAAUUUCCUCCCUCGUAUAAAUUUGUCAAUGACACUGUGGGUGGUAUUGGUUUCAUCACAAGCCAAUCUAAAUUUAAAUUUCUUGCUGUUUACCACCGUGUUUUUUUCCAUUAACUUCAUUAACUGCCAUAUUAUUGUUGCCCUGCAUCAGUUAGUCAACUGACAGGAGCAAUUGUACAGCUCCACAGUAGGGUUAGGGUUAGUUAUUAGCCUGCUCACAACAAAACUUGCCUUUGCCAAAAAUUUGAGCUACAGAACAUAUGACCAGCUGUAAUGACACUUGAGCUUGGCCUCGGCACACACGGUAAAAAAUUAUUGUCAAGGAAAUAAGUUUACAUUUCUCUUUGAAAUUGCAGCGUUCGGCAUCAUCUUAUACUCUUUUUGACGGUUGCCAUGACUGUCGUCAGCGAUCACAUGUAACAGAUAAGAGUUUGUUUUUCACCCUGACUGGCAAACAGCCAGAAGCGACCGCCCUGAAAGAGACAGUGGUCUACUUAUUUAUGUUAUUUCUAUUAUAUCACAGAAAAAAAAGGAUCCUCUCAAGAUUUUUUUGUUACCCCUGAGUCGCUGGAGGUUCCCCACCCCUGAUUUAGAGUGAUGUCAAGGUCUGCCGCCUUACACCACUGGCAGCUCCGUUGAAAGAGAAACUCGGGGCUGUCGUUGAAGGAACCAUAAUCAAUCCGGCCAUGCGGGUUUUUCGUGCUCAGACAGAAAACUCCACCAACCGCCGAAGCUCAGAUUUCUACGGAAUCCUUUUCUGCUCACGCGUUUUCGACUUUCACGGCGGACGUCGGGCCCCGCAGAGAGCCUCUGAGCAGAAGGACAAAUCUGCCACUGACAAAACCCUGUCGGCAGCUUCAACGCUUCACUCGCCUGAUGGGUUGAUGGUUUACAAAACAAAGCACACGCCUCAACUUUGACUGAGAGAAGCUCCCUCGCAGUGUAAAUCACAUUGCGGACACCCGUCGAUGGAUUACGUGAAAUUAAUGACCAGCUCAAGUUUGCAUAACAGAGGAGCCACGUCAGCAGAGUUGAUUGGUGUCGCUCUCGUGCGGAACUAUUUUAAAGGCUGAAAACAGUUGAGUUUACAUGCGUUGACAAGUAAAUAUGUCAGAAUAUGUUCUGUUAUGUCUGUUGAAUGUGAAGUUGGCAAUGUGGAACGGGUGAAGCACAUCCAAACGGAAUAUGAAUAUGAAAGGAGAUCAAUGAAAUUGGAAGUUAUCAAAUGAGAAUUUGUAGAUAGCAUUAAGCUUUUGCAUUGAAACUAAUUCCGCCACAAAAUGACUCUAAGGUCAACCUGUAAUUCUGUGUGCUUUCUUUAAUGAUCUCAUUAAUUCAGCGCAGUGCUUUUGGCGCAAAUGAAAAAAAUGAAUGAGUUUUCAGCUGUUAGUUUCAGAUUGGAUCCAGAGACGGAGACUGCUGCGUGCGGAGGGAGACUCAACAUUUUUUCCAGUGUGACACAUUCCUGAAUAUUUUCUUACAAUGACAGUGGUGAUGAUGAAGCGCACCGUACUGUAUAUAACCUCGCUCUGCUUAGCUUUGACCAAGUGCUGCCUCUGUCCGGUGUGAAUGAUACCUCUAAUUAUUUGCAAAAUGGACUUAUAUAAGUGCAAAAUGUAUAUAUUUUGCUUGAUUAAAGUUACGGAAAGAUCUUGUGUUACAACAAAUAAAAAGCUCCUUCCUGCAUUGGCACUUAGCGUUGGCAUUGUUUGGAAAUGUCCAACACGGAUUGGACUCCAGGGGGUAACGCGCUGAGACGGAGUAACGAUUUGGAAACAGGAUUUGGUUUUGAUAGAAACACCUUACUUUUUUUUUGUCAAUUACCUCACGAGUGUUUGCUGACAGCCAUGUGAUUCUCUGUAGUUGGUCAUUAGGUCCCUUGUUUUAUCGUGUUCAAUUAAUUAAGUGUCGCUGAUUUCAUCAGAUUUCAGUUGGUGAAUUUACAAGGCGCGUGGCGGAAGAUGGUCGGAAGAGCAGAGGCUGUGUGCCCGACUGAUUACGAUCAGUGUUAAAGAAGAGUUCAUUCUCCUGAUUGCCCCUUUAAUCUGCUCCGCGCUCACGCGCUUCUUUUUGUAUCUUUGUCAUUCACCUCGCAUCAACUUUGUCAUCUACUGUUUUUCUAUUUCGAUAUGCAACUGCUUCACAUUGUAAACUCAAUACUGAAACGCCUGUGUGAAUAUAAAUAACUGUAUAUUUGUGUAAGAUGCUCAUUUGUUGUACAGCCAAUAACCACGGUACUGUGUGUGGGGCGAUUGUGCUGAUAACACUUGACACAACACUCUUUUCCUCUGCUGUGUUGACGACGUAUUCCUUCUUAGCUUGUCCUUGUGCAUCUGUUGUAGAAAACAUUGCUUACGUUUGAAAGCCGAACUCAGAUUGCUGGCGAAAAUAAAAUAAAGACUCGGAGAGAGAAAAUUG
Messenger RNA from Scophthalmus maximus (turbot), 5026 nucleotides. RefSeq names its product opioid receptor, delta 1a (gene oprd1a). NCBI's taxonomy places the organism in Eukaryota, Metazoa, Chordata, Actinopteri, Pleuronectiformes, Scophthalmidae. The transcript has 3 exons. The record is from RefSeq and is a predicted model, not a curated record. Gene Ontology annotation, cellular component: membrane; neuron projection. Gene Ontology annotation, molecular function: G protein-coupled enkephalin receptor activity; neuropeptide binding. Gene Ontology annotation, biological process: G protein-coupled opioid receptor signaling pathway; neuropeptide signaling pathway. The coding region runs from base 388 to 1524 and encodes 378 amino acids.